Neolamprologus brichardi is the source of this 3113-nucleotide messenger RNA. It is a transcript of the gene gucy1b1, whose product is annotated as guanylate cyclase 1 soluble subunit beta 1. Gene Ontology annotation, molecular function: heme binding; guanylate cyclase activity. Gene Ontology annotation, cellular component: guanylate cyclase complex, soluble. The record is from RefSeq and is a predicted model, not a curated record. Lineage: Eukaryota; Metazoa; Chordata; Actinopteri; Cichliformes; Cichlidae. Gene Ontology annotation, biological process: response to oxygen levels; cGMP biosynthetic process.
UGAAAAACGGGAGCUGGACCCAGAGACAGUCAGCAUCUGUACCAAACGAUGAAGAUUUUGCUGGAUUCUAAUAAUUUUGCUCAAAAAUAAAGAAAACGAGAAACAGCGGACAUCAUGUAUGGUUUUGUGAAUCACGCCCUGGAGCUCCUCGUUUUGAGGAAUUACGGUCCGGAAGUGUGGGAAGACAUCAAGAGGGAGGCUCAGCUUGAUAUUGAGGGCCAGUUCCUCGUUAGAAUCAUAUAUGAGGAUGGCAAAACAUAUGAUCUUGUUGCAGCUGCAAGCAAAGUUCUCAAAGUUGAUGCGGGAGAGAUCUUGCAGAUGUUUGGCAAGAUGUUUUUUGAAUUUUGCCAGGAGUCAGGAUAUGACACCAUCUUACGCGUGCUGGGCUCAAACGUUCGUGAAUUCCUGCAGAAUCUGGAUGCUCUCCACGAUCACCUGGGCACCAUUUAUCCCGGGAUGAGGGCUCCCUCGUUUCGCUGCACCGAUGCAGAGAAAGGAAACAAUCUGAUUCUUCACUAUUACUCGGAGAGAGAAGGCCUGCAAGACAUAGUGAUUGGGAUCAUUAAAACCGUCGCUCAGCAAAUCCACGGAACAGAGAUAGAGAUGAAGAUGAUCCAACCCAAAAAUGAGGAGUGUGACCACAUCAAAUUUCUGAUUGAGGAGAAGGAGUCAGAGGAAGAGGCGUUCUACGAAGAUCUCGAUGGCUUUGAAGAGAACGGCACACAGGAGACUCGAAUCAGCCCAUACACAUUUUGCAAGGCCUUUCCAUUCCACCUCAUGUUUGACAAGGACCUGAUGCUCACACAGUGUGGGAACGCCAUUUACCGAGUCCUGCCACAGCUCCAGCCGGGUACCUGUAUCCUUCCUUCAGUUUUUUCUUUGGUACGUCCUCACAUUGACUUCAGCUUUCAUGGCAUCCUUUCCCACAUCAACACUGUCUUCGUUCUUCGUAGCAAGGAGGGCCUGCUGAAUGUGGAGACUGUAGAGAAUGAGGACGAGCUGACGGGGGUGGAGAUCAGCUGUCUGAGACUGAAAGGACAGAUGAUUUAUUUGCCAGAGGCUGAGAACAUCCUUUUUCUUUGCUCACCCAGUGUUAUGAACUUGGACGAUCUUACACGGCGGGGACUCUACCUAAGUGACAUCCCGCUGCAUGAUGCCACGCGCGACCUGGUGCUGCUGGGCGAGCAGUUUCGUGAGGAGUACAAACUGACCCAAGAGCUGGAAAUCUUGACGGAUCGCCUCCAGCACACACUCCGAGCCCUGGAGGACGAAAAGAAAAAGACAGAUAGAUUGCUCUAUUCUGUCCUGCCACCAUCUGUUGCCAAUGAGCUGCGACACAAACGCCCGGUGCCGGCAAAGCGCUAUGACAACGUGACCAUCCUCUUUAGUGGCAUUGUCGGGUUCAAUGCUUUCUGCAGCAAGCACGCCUCAGCUGAAGGAGCCAUCAAGAUCGUCAACCUGCUCAAUGAUGUUUACACACGCUUUGACAUUUUGACAGACUCUCGGAAGAACCCUUAUGUAUACAAGGUGGAAACAGUCGGUGAUAAGUACAUGACGGUUAGUGGCCUGCCCGAGCCGUGCACACACCACGCAAAGUCGAUCUGCCACCUUGCUCUCGACAUGAUGGAGAUUGCUGGACAAGUGAAAGUGGAUGAUGAACCAGUGCAGAUUACUAUUGGGAUCCACACAGGAGAGGUGGUGACCGGAGUCAUUGGGCAGAGGAUGCCCAGAUAUUGCCUUUUUGGAAAUACGGUCAACCUCACAAGCCGUACAGAGACGACGGGUGAAAAAGGAAAAAUAAACGUGUCUGAAUAUACGUACCGGUGUUUGCAGUCUGCCGAGAAUGCCGACCCUCAGUUUCAUCUGGAGUAUCGGGGCCCGGUCACCAUGAAAGGAAAGAAGGAGCCAAUGAAGGUGUGGUUUCUUUCCAGGAAGCCCACAGACGCUUAAGGAUCAUCGAAGGAUUACAUUAAUGCGGUCAUGUCCUGUCACAUUUUGACACAGGGAUGGGUUGGAUCAGGUGACACAUAUGCAGAUAUUUUUAUUAUGAUGAAACACAUUUGUCUAUCCGAACACCCGCCUCUCUCUACGUACCCAUGGUCUGCCAUUACCUCACUACAUUUUAUAGCUGUGUAGCGUUUCAUCGAGAGGUCCGUGAUACAGUAUUUGGUGCAGUCAAGUUUGAUACGUUUGAUACAUACAAAGUGGUGUAUUAGACUACACACUAAAGGUUUUAAUAAACAAAACAAUUUACAUUUAUUGAUUAUUUUUAUUUUAGUUUCCAUUUUUGUCUGCCGUAUUUGUGUAGUGUGAAGCGUGCCAAAAAAAGACAAUUUAUAGCCAAAUUAAGUAAUUUCAGAAUAUACUUUAUUUUAUCAUCAUCAUAUUAAAUUUUACAGGUACAGAAUAUAUUAAAUGUAGGUAAAAAUUUGACUAAUUAGUUUAAUGAAAAUGACUGUAGAGCUUACAUUAUUGUCCUUGUUCACCAAAUGUGAGAAUUUAUAGUUUUACACUGAAUAUAUUACACUGGCUUCAAGAUUAUUAUAACAAAUGAGAAUUUAGAUUUAGACUAGAUAUUAUUAUAUAUAUAAUACUGAUGUCAAAUCUUUGUCAUAAAAACUACUGUGCCAACUACAUUCAUAUACAGUUUUACAUUACACAGACUUACUUGUAUUUUUAAAAGCCACAAAUCAUAAAGCAUUUGAGCCAUUAGUUCUUUACAUGUACCCAUUACUUAAUUAUUAAAAUACCCUUAGUAUUAAAAGCACUUAACACUAUUUUAUAUAUUUAUGUUACCUCUGUACACAUUGCACAAUCACCUCAUGUCUGCUUAAAUGAUAUUGAAUGCUAUUUUCAGUUCUACUGUAUGUUACUGAGAUAAAGCUACAUAUUUAUUGUGUCAUGUUAUUUUGUAUUUAUUCCUUUUUUGAGAAAAGAACCGUUAUUACUUUUAGAAAUGAAAAAAGAAAACGUAUGGUAAAUUUUGCUAUGUAUGACACUACUUUGUGCCUCCAUCACAUGUUGGAUUGAUCUCACUUGAGUUUAUGUACUGUAUGAUUUUUCAACAUAUUUUCCAAAUUCACUAUUAAUAAACUAAACACAGUGUCCUCAUU